Molecule: messenger RNA, 3854 nt
Organism: Oncorhynchus gorbuscha (pink salmon)
Lineage: Eukaryota; Metazoa; Chordata; Actinopteri; Salmoniformes; Salmonidae
Product: gastrula zinc finger protein xFG20-1-like
Exons: 4
Coding region: 245-2995 (916 amino acids)
Biological process (GO): regulation of DNA-templated transcription
Molecular function (GO): RNA polymerase II cis-regulatory region sequence-specific DNA binding; DNA-binding transcription factor activity, RNA polymerase II-specific
Source: RefSeq, a predicted model, not a curated record
ACAUAGCAAAUUAACAAUUCCAUUUUCCGUUGACCUCCAUACAAAAAUUCCUCACGUCGUGGGCAGAUUUUGGUUGGAGUAAAAGCUCUCGCUUCACCUUUUCCUCUCUGUAGCUGCACAUAUAACUACGCGAUUCACAUCGUUGCUAGAAUAUUUAAACCAAAUUAUUAGCAUAUUACUUAGAUACAAAGUUUCAAUCAUCCGCAGAAGUCAGACUCUGUUUAGUUUUCGCAAACGUUUGAAAAUGUUGAGCAGUGUUUCUCUCCGGGCUCAGAUCGCUUCCAUCAUAGAGGUACUUUCUAAAACUGCAGUUUCAGAAAUUAGCAAAGUAGUCGACGAUGGCAUAGUUGUGUUACGUGUGGAAAUGUGUCGACGGGAAAAUGAAAUCAACGUCCUGAAAAAUAAUGUACAACAACUUGACAGCGAGCUUCGAAGAGCUCGAGGGAUUAAUGCUCGAAGACGCAUUCAUCAUGGUCGAUCAGUUGCUGCUGAGAAUUUUAGGAGAGGGCCUGGUAAAAGUGGUACCACUUGUGAGGGGAAGACCUCGCUUAAAAAACUGCAGCCUGAGGAAGAUUUUAAUGAAAAGGAUGAAGGAGUUGGACCUGCAGAUGAGAUUCUGGUGAAGACUGAGCCAGGAGGAGAGGGUCAACAGGAAGAGCAGACUACAGGGAUAAAAGAGAAGGAAGCGUCACGCAGCAGUGUUUUCUUUCCAGGGAAACCAUAUUUAGAGUCAGACGUCAGAGAGGAUAUGAUUUUACAGCUCAGACAGCAACAACGUCAUCGGCAGUCAGACGCGCUCAGGAGAACAAGCAACGGCACAGUACAGUCAAACCCAGACCCUCAAUGUGUAUUGGGUUCUGACCCAAAUUAUAAUACGGCAAGGAGAGCGAGGACCAAGAGAUUUUUCCAGGUUAAUAAACACUUCAUUUGCACACUGUGUGGAAAGAGUUUUGAACGUUACGGCCAUCUGGAAAGACAUCUACGAAUUCAUACGGGUGAGAAACCGUAUAGUUGUGACAUAUGUGGAAGGUGUUUCAACCAGAAGGGUAGCCUCAAAGGACAUCUGAAGACUCACAGAGUAUCGAUUGACGGACUAGCUAACAACGAAGAGAAGCCUCUCCUGGAUGGACGUCAGUCUGAGGAAGAGCAGAUGAACGAGAAGGACGAAGUGUUCCAAACUGCUCCUCAGAUGCCCAUGAAGUAUGAGCCAGAGGAUGAGAAGGAUGCAUUCCAGACACUAGAUCAUAAAGCAAGAGAACAGACUGCAGGGAGAGCAGAAGAGCAACUGGAUGAUGACUUGUCAACGUACGAGAGAGACGGCCAGCCGUGGAUGUCCAGUUCACAAGCAGACAACGAUAUGGAGACGAGCAAUUCAGAAUAUUUCAUCAGUUCAGGUCAGAACUCCCUGUGUCUCACUGAUCACUCUCCUGUACUUCCUGUCCCAGGAAGGGUGGAGGCGUCAUGUAGCAGUGCUUCAUCUCCAGGGAAACCAUAUGUAGAUGUCAGCGAGGAUAUGAUUGUACAGCUCAGACAGCAACAUUAUGGACCUUCAGACACACUCUUGAUAGCAAGUGACGGUACAGUACAGCCAAACUCGCAGGUCACGGACGGGGCUUCUCUGAACCAUCCUCCCAUCUUCUCCAGUUUUCCGGAAAGGAAGGUGAAAACCUUCCAAGGAGUCACCAAGGACAAGAAGUGCUUCAUCUGCUCAUUCUGUGGGAAGGUUUUUGAGCGUGUUGGUCAUCUGGAAAGGCACCAGCGAAUUCAUACGGGUGAGAAACCGUAUAGUUGUGACAUAUGUGGAAGGUGUUUCAACCAGAAGAGUAGCCUCAAAGGACAUCUGAAGACUCACAGAGCAGACGAUCCUGACAUGCUAACGGGACAAUCUCUGCUUGAUGAUACGAAGCCUGACUUUUAUCCUAGACCCUCGGAGAACCCAGAGGAACCGAGGGAUCAGCCCUCACCUGGUGAAGCACAGCCUAGCUCCGGGCACAGUGAGGAGGAGGAGGGCAGGGGGUUGGUGGGGGGAGCAGAGAAAGAGAAGCAGUUUGAAUCCCAGAUACUCAGUCAGUCAGGACCUCAACACCAACAAAGCACAGAGCGACCAGGUUACCAGGACGACCCAGAGUAUGUCAUGGAUGAGAGGGAGAGUCAGCUGUGUAGAUCUUUCACAGAGAGGCACAGUGAUGAGAGGGAGAGUCAGCUGUGUAGAUCUUUCACAGAGAGGCACAGUGAUGAGAGGGAGAGUCAGCUGUGUAGAUCUUUCACAGAGAGGCACAGUGAUGAGAGGGAGAGUCAGCUGUGUAGAUCUUUCACAGAGAGGCACAGUGAUGAGAGGGAGAGUCAGCUGUGUAGAUCUUUCACAGAGAGGCACAGUGAUAUGGAGUCUGGAUCACUAAAUCCAGGUUGCUCCUCCGAUGCGACAAAGCAGCAGAACUCCCUUCCUGUUUCACCCAGUGUCAAAUACCAUCACAGUCCUUUUGAUGGACUGCAGCACCACCACGGGUUCUAUACGUCAGCUUCUAGAGAGGUGGAACUUCAACACUUGUCUUUUCAGGAUGAGAAAGACAAGUUGGAUGUGAUUGAGCAAGAGCAGUAUGCAGGGGUGGUUCUACAUGCAAGGAACAGGGAGGAUGGUGAUGGAACAGUACUACCUAGGUUUCAGGACCGGGUACCACCGUCACCUCUACCUGUAGAGGAGGAAACGGCAAUGAGAGCGUACAUCACAGAACCAAACUACAGUCAAGAGGGGAUUUUAUUUGCCCUUGGCAUAGACAGUUUUGACAGUACAGAGGGAACCAGUGCCACUACAGACGACACAAGAAAUAGAUGUUUCAUAUGCUCCUUUUGUGGAAAGAGUUUUGAUCGCCAUAGUCAUUUUGAAAGACACCUGCACACUCAUACUGGUGAGAAGCCCUACAGCUGUGAGAUAUGUGGUAAAACUUUCACUCAGAAGAGCAGCCUGAAAGCUCAUCAGAGACUUCAUACAGGUUAAUCAAGGGCCAAAGAGUCUUAUGUGUGUUCCAAAUGGCACCCUAUUCCUUAUUUAGUGCACUACUUUCUAGGGUAUGAAUUGCCAUUUGGGGGACACACUUACUGAAAGUUGUUUUAAAAGGAAAAAGGAACAAUUGAGUAGUUAUUUGUUUUAAUGUCAUCUGGUAUCAUCUCUCUCAUAAUGUAAAAGUGUUUUUAAGAAUAACUUUCCUGCAUCAACCUUAUGGAUCAUUGAUCCAAUUUAACAUGUAAGCUACAUAUCCAUCUUUGUUUGUUUGUGAAGACCUUGAUGGUAGGGUUGCCUCUUUAACCCUUGGGCAUGACUCUGUUGCAUUACAUUACACAUGAGUCAUUGGAGUAAGCGUCUUCUGUUCGGGGAAGUUUUAAGAGCCCAGACAUUCGGUCUGAACAUUACCACGCGUCGCUUGUGGUACAGUUUUGGAAGCAUAAGGAUCAUAUCAGCGAGAAAAUACAUUUUUAAAAGUUAAAUUGAUACCUUUUUUAUAGGGUUAAUGUUUCCACAAGGCUGAUUAAUGAUGAUCUCCCAACACCUGUGUGUAAAUGGAUGCCACCACAAACACCGAAAAAUACUGUCUUCUGCAACUGUAGAGGGUUUAUGUAUCUAGAACCAACUGCUGCAAUUGAGAAUAGAUUCACGUUUAGAUGGGUAUUUGGCUGUUUUGGCUUCCAGACCCAAUUCGCCUCUAAACAGAACAUCCUUGGACAAUAAGGAGUAAAGUUAGGCUGUGUUAGUUCAUCAUUGGGCCAGGUUGUAGUUCAAAUGAUUGAGUUUUUUACUCUUGCUAUCUUAACCCAGGAAAAUCAACCUCAUUUAUUUUUGCUUUGAUUUGUUUUUUUUU